Molecule: messenger RNA, 2367 nt
Organism: Hemibagrus wyckioides
Lineage: Eukaryota; Metazoa; Chordata; Actinopteri; Siluriformes; Bagridae
Product: NLR family CARD domain-containing protein 3-like
Exons: 2
Coding region: 600-1565 (321 amino acids)
Source: RefSeq, a predicted model, not a curated record
UUUAAGUUGUUUUUUCAAGCGAGUGAAAGGACACAGUAAUGUCAUUGGUUGCACCCACUUUACGUCUCCGACAUAAUGCGUGGAACUGUUUUGAUUGGACACUUUACAAAAACAACCUUCCCCAUUCGAUGCUUUCCACGACACCCCACCCACCCCUGUCAAUGAAUUGUUUGUAUUUAUUCUGGCGGAAAAUAUAAUACUGGACUUGUUGCCUGUCAUCAUGGAAGGGCAUUUGAGGUUGUCUGUGUAUCUUUUGAGAAGAAAGAGAGCCCGGCAGUUUUGUGAUAACUGUAACAAUAUUGUUUCACAUGCCAAUUUUUAUCAUCACAAAAAAAUGUUUUUUCAUAAUGGAGUUUGGAUCAAAGAUGCUACAACCCAAGACAAGUCAAGAGUGGAAAAAAAAUAUUGAGUUAGAAGAUUGAUCCAUCAGAAGUGGAAAUUGCAUGGGAUGUCCCCUUAGAGAACUUUAGCAGCCUAGAAAAAGGAAAUCUGUGCAUGCCUGAGGAAGACAUGCAUUUCAGUGAAAAUCCAGACUCACCAGAAGGACUGCUUACUUCACCAUCAGUUUCUGAUGAUAUGUAUGGCACAUGGGAUGAUUCAUGUGCCACAUCCCAGUCUUCUGCUGGAUCUCAGCCACUGUUCUAGAGAGAAUGUUGGGUGAAGCAGAGAGUGGAGAGAUCCCCAAGACUCUGACUCAAAUGUUUACACACUUCCUGAUCUUUCAGAUUAAACACAAGGAUGAAAAGUACCAUCAGAAACAUGACCCUGAUCCUCAGCAGACCAGAGAGAGUAUCCUGGCACUGGGGAAACUGGCUUUCCAGCAGCUGGAGAAAGGAAACCUGAUCUUCUAUGAGGAAGACCUGAGAGAGUGUGACAUUGAUGUCAGAGAAGUGUCAGUGUACUCAGGAGUGUGUACCCAGAUCUUCAGAGAGGGGUUUGGGCUUCACCUGGGGAAGGUGUUCAGCUUUGUACAUCUGAGUGUUCAGGAGUUUCUGGCUGCUUUAUACGUGUUUUUCUGCUUUAAAUUUAGAGAGACAAAUGUGCUUGUGGAGCAAAGCACUGGACUUUUUAAUUUCUUCAGAAAUCCAAACAUGUCUGAUCUCCUCAGGAGUGCAGUGGACAAGGCCUUACAGAGUGAGAAUGGACACCUGGAUCUGUUCCUCCGCCUCCUUCUGGGUCUCUCACUGGAGUCCAAUCAGACUCUCUUACGAGACUUAAUGCCACAGACAGGAAGUAGUUCUCACAGCAAACAGGAAACAGUGGAGUACAUCAAGGAGAAGAUCAGGGAGAAUCCAUCUCCAGAGAAAUCCAUCAAUCUGUUCCACUGUCUGAAUGAACUGAAUGAUCAUUCUCUAGUGCAGGAAGUACUGACUUACAUGAACAGAAAAAAAUACUUUUGUCUCAGUGGAUCCAGACUCUCUCCUGCUCAGUGGUCAACUCUGGUGUUUGUGUUACUGACCUCAGAACAGGAGCUGGAUGUGUUUAAUUUGAGUAUAUAUGAUCCAUCAGAUGAAUGUCUUCUGAGACUGCUGCCAGUGGUCAAAGCCUCCAGAAAAGCUGAGUGAGUAUUUUUAUUUAUAAAUGUAUUACUGCAUGGUUUGUUAUUUUAAUGUAACACUGAACUGCACUGUUUGGAUUAAUGCUUGUUAAUAGUUCCUCUAAUCCUCUUUAAACAAACCUCUGGUACUUUUACAGAAGAUUGUUUCACUUUUUACACUAACACGUCAUGUCUGCACUGAGGGCUGGGACAAAUGGACAAAAUUUUAUGGAUUAGGAUAUAUGUAAUGAUUGGCCAGAGGUGUAUGGUGUAUCCAUUUGCGGUUUAUUAGAAGCAACAUCAGGCAGAAUCGAAGUCAAAAACAAAUGCGGGUCAAAACCGGAAAAAAACACUGAAGUGAGGAAAACAAAACCGAAAGCGCAAAACGAAGUGAGAAGACAAAAAAGGCAGGCACAAUCAUACACAGAAACACUUAUCAGAGACGACGCAAGAUCAGAAGUCGGGAACCAGGCAAGAAUCAUACACAAAACUUAACAAUAGCAAUGAAUGCUCAGUAUGUCAUAGGAGGAUGAUAUUACGUGACAGUCAUUGUGUGAGUGCGGUUUAUAUGUCCAUGGGAAACAGGAAGUGAAUCACAUGAAUAAUUAGUUUUCUGGGGAAGGUUCUCUUUGAUGUACAAGUUCAUGUUGGGAUGUUACAGCACCCCCCCCUCUAGGAACACCUCCCAGUGUUCUAUGACGUGGUCUACCCUGAGGGUGGGGGCAGGGUGGCCUGGGUGUGCCAAAUGGAAGUCCACCAUCAAGGAGGGGUCAAGGAUGUCAGUAGAGUCCACCCAAGAGCAAUCUUCUGGGCCGUAGCCCUCCCAGUCA